Diachasmimorpha longicaudata is the source of this 1312-nucleotide messenger RNA. RefSeq names its product leucine-rich repeat-containing protein 58. The record is from RefSeq and is a predicted model, not a curated record. The coding region runs from base 158 to 1204 and encodes 348 amino acids. The transcript is spliced from 4 exons. Lineage: Eukaryota; Metazoa; Arthropoda; Insecta; Hymenoptera; Braconidae. Gene Ontology annotation, biological process: signal transduction. Gene Ontology annotation, molecular function: protein binding.
UAUUUCACGCUAUUUUAAUGACAUUGCCUUUUGCUCUUUAAUUAUUCAUUUACUCUGGCAUUGAUCAAUACCGCUCAGAGGUCGAAAGCAGAACGUUUGAAAAAUUGUUGUAGAAAAAAUGUGAAUUUAGUGAAUAAUUUGUUGAAUAAAUUAAAAAAUGGACAGCUACACAUCGGACUCAAGUGACUCAGACUCAUACGCAAAAACCUUGGACCUGUCGUACCUGAUGUUGGAUGCUGACCUCCUGAACCAGCACUUCACGUCCACGAAGGACGUGGAGAACAUCGAGACACUGUUGUUGAAUCACAAUCGAAUAAACUCUCUUCCCCCUACAAUUUCCAUAUUCAAGAAUCUCCACACAUUGGACCUAUCCAACUGCAGUCUGACUCAUCUCCCCGAUUGCAUUGGGGAGUCUCCCCUCACCUGCCUCAUAGCCAAGAACAACAGUCUCUCUAAUGACUCGCUACCAAAGACCUUUGACAAUGUGUUAAAUCUGAGAGAGUUGAAUCUCAGUGGUAACAGACUCACUGAUUUUCCCGAUCAGGUGCUGGAACUGGCAGAGCUGAAGUACCUCUAUCUUGGGGGUAACAUGAUCAGCGAGAUAAGAAAGGAAAUCUGGAAGAUGCAGAAGCUCCAGGUGCUGUCCAUGGGGGGAAACAGGCUGACGGAAGUCCCCAGUACUGUGGGUCGACUCACUGCCCUUCAGGGUCUCAUUCUCUGUGAUAAUAUGUUGGAGAGCCUGCCCUCCACUGUCGCCAAUUUGAAGAAUCUCAAGUCACUUCUGCUCCAUCAGAACAGGCUGAGGACACUGCCUACGGAGAUUAUCACCCUCAAAGGACUCACUGAGCUUUCCCUGAGGGACAACCCCCUAGUCGUCCGGUUCGUCUCUGACAUGACCCACAAUCCCCCCUCAUUACUGGAAAUCGCAGCGAGAGUGAUAAAAACUUCGAAUAUAAGUUAUGAUGAUAUUGGGUUGCCGAAAACCCUGAUUGAUUAUCUCAAUUGCGGUCAUCGAUGUGUCAACCCCAAAUGUCAAGGAGUGUUCUUCGAUAACAGAGUGGAACACGUGAAGUUUGUUGACUUUUGCGGAAAAUACAGACUUCCAUUGCUCCAAUAUUUAUGUAGCAGUAAAUGUAUUGGGCCGCGUGAUGGAGAUGAGGAAGUCGUGAGUGGUGCGAUGAUUAGAAAAGUGCUACUUGGAUGAAUUAAUGUGAAUAUAUAUUUGCCACAUUUAUUAUUAUGAAUAAAUCACCGAAAUUUAGGAUAUAAACUCUCCUAUGUUAAUUAAUUAAAAUUUAAGAAAGGAAAAUAA